UCUCAAAACUGAGCUGUGCUGCCACACUGUGGUGAGAAAAAGUGAUCCUAUAGCUCUUAUUAGUGAUCUGGAGUCUUGUGGACACUCCUCUUAAAAGACCAAACCACAUUUAGCUACUUACUACAUUUAUAUGCCUUUCCUGCGUGGAGCUCAAGGCAGUUUACAUGGUUAUCUUCUUCCCCAUCGGCAUCCAUCACAACAACCCUGUGAGGUAGGUUGGGCCGAGAGACUGUGACUGGCCCAAGGUCCACCAGUUAGUUUCAUGGUGGAGCAGGGAUUUGAACCCUGGUCUCCGGGGUCCACGUCCUCAUUUCAUGGUGCAUAUUUGGGCGCGCACACCUCUGCAGGGUGCAGAGAGCUGGGUGGGUCGGUGUGCCAUACUACGCCAUAGCUGUCAACCUUCCCUUUUUUUGCGGGAAACUCCCUUAUACCAGCGCCGUUUCCAGUGGCUAUCCCGGAUUGUUAGAUAUCCCGUACUCUGUCCCCGGGACAGGCGAGGCUGCCGAUCCCUGAUUUUCGAGGCUGCUGAUCCCUUAUUUUCAAAUCUGAAAGUUGACAGCUAUGUCAGCUUGGCGAGUGAGGAACCUGGGUCCCCAUUUUCACAUAGCUAUGAAGCAAUCGGGAUGAUCUUGGGCCAGUAGCACCAGUAUCUCGGCAUAACCUACCCCGCAGGGUUGUUGUGUGGCGGGGAACCUGAUCCCCUGGCCAAAAAACGGGGGUGGCGGCGAGGAAGCGGCCGUGCGCGUCGACUGCGAAGGGGGGAAAGGAGGCAGGGACUGAGGCGUCUCCCUCCGGCGAAGGAGGAGGAGCAGGAGCUGCAAGGGCGAGGGAGCCGGCGAUGCGAGCCUGCCGGCUUCCUUGAAUCCCGAGCCGGGCGAGCGAUGGCCCUGCUGGGCCGCCUGGUGCGGCGAUCGCCCUGGCUGUGCAACGUGGCGCUCUACGGGAGCCUCUUCGCGGCGGGCGACGCGGCGCAGCAGCGGCUCCGGCGCCGGCCGGGCCAAAGCGCGGACUGGGCGCAGACGCGGCACGUGGCGCUGGUGGCGCUCUCCUUCCACGGCAACUUCAACUACGUGUGGCUGAGGGCGCUGGAGAGGCUGCUGCCCGGCCGGGCGCCCGGCGCCGUGCUGGCCAAAGUGCUGUGCGACCAGCUCAUGGGCGCGCCCAUCGCCGUGCUCGCCUUCUACACCGGCAUGAGUAUACUCCAGGGGAAAGAGGAUGUCUUUGCCGACUGCAGGGAUAAAUUUUGGAAUACCUAUAAGACUGGGCUGAUGUACUGGCCUUUUGUGCAGCUUUCCAACUUCAGCCUGGUUCCGGUGCAUUGGAGGACAGCGUACACUGGCCUGUGUGGUUUCAUCUGGGCAACUUUUCUGUGCUUUUCCCAACAAAGCGGUGACGGAACUGUAAAAUCAGUUUUCUUGUUGUUCCGAGGCAAGAAACCUGAUACGGACGAGAUGCCGCCAGGGAAAUAAAUAUAUUGCCGGUUCAAAGCAUCCUUCACCUGUCAGGGAGGCAGCGAGCUGCGUUGGCAGAUGCCAGCUGCAUUUUUUUAGGGGGUGGUGAG
Messenger RNA from Podarcis raffonei (Aeolian wall lizard), 1561 nucleotides. RefSeq names its product MPV17 mitochondrial inner membrane protein like (gene MPV17L). Bases 882 to 1469 code for a protein of 195 amino acids. The record is from RefSeq and is a predicted model, not a curated record. The transcript has 4 exons. Gene Ontology annotation, cellular component: membrane; cytoplasm. Lineage: Eukaryota; Metazoa; Chordata; Lepidosauria; Squamata; Lacertidae.